GCACGAUUGAUUUUGCUCUACAUAGCUAGCCUUGAAAGAUAUACAGUAUAUAUUACUUCCUAUUAUUUUGUGGUUAACAAAGUAAUACUUAAAAUGGUAUGCAGCCACCAUCAUGCUUGCUUCUACAAAUAGAUGCUAGCUCUUUCUUCCUUUCCUCUACUUGUACUAUAACUUCUUCUUCUCCUACUACUAAUUAAAUGGCUUAUUGUGUUAAGAUAUGGUUCACAUUAGCAAUAACAUUCUUAGUCUUGAACUUAAAAACACUUGUUGAAGGUGCACCACAAGUACCUUGCUACUUCAUCUUUGGAGACUCGUUACUUGAUAAUGGAAAUAACAACGAUCUUGACACAGCAGCAAAGGCUAAUUACGCACCUUAUGGGGUUGACUUUCGUGAUGGCCCUACUGGCCGAUUCACCAAUGGCCGCAAUACGGCAGACUUCCUAGCGGAACUCCUGGAUUUUGAUCACUACAUUCCACCUUUUGCAAGUGCAGAAGGUAGUGAGAUCUUGGAAGGUGUUAAUUAUGCAUCUGGUUCAGCUGGAAUUCGCAAUGAUAGCGGAAGUCAUCUUGGUGAUCGGAUUUACUUGGGCAGGCAAUUGGAGAAUCAUAAAGUCACAAUUUCCCGUGUUGCUGAUUUACUAGGGAAUACAACCGCAGCAAAAAAGCACUUGAAUAAGUGCCUCUUUAUUGUGGGAAUAGGGAGCAAUGACUAUAUCAACAACUACUUGAUGCCCGAAACCUAUCCCUCAAGUCAUUUGUACACACCAAGCCAAUAUGCAACUGCCUUGAUAGAACAAUAUUCACAACAUCUGAGGACUUUAUAUGAAGAUGGUGCAAGGAAAGUUGCUCUAUUUGGAUUAGGCCGAAUAGGUUGCAUCCCAGACGAGUUGCAAAAACACAAUACACGUAGAUGUGUGAGUUCAACAAAUGAUGCAAUUCAACUAUUCAACAGCAACCUAAAGUCUCUUGUAGAUAAUCUUAACACCAAUUUUCCAGACGCAAAAUUCACAUAUAUAAACAUGUACAGCAUUUCAUCAAUCACUGAUACCUUUAGUGUGUUGAAUCGUCCAUGCUGUGAAGUUUCGGAAACCAUGCCUGAAGGGCAAUGCGUUCCAGGAGAAACUCCAUGUUUGCUUAGGGGAAUAUAUUUUUUCUAUGAUAAUUUUCAUCCCACAGAGACUGCCAAUAUGAUCGCGACCAACAGAGCUUAUAAUUCUCUUCUAUCGUCUGAUGCCUAUCCUAUGGAUAUCCGUCACUUGGUCAGGAACAAAAAUGUGUAUGAUGAGUAACAUACAUGUGUUUCAUCAUUUGGUUACGUACGUGUAAUACGUUUUACUUGUAAUAAAUGUUUAAUUUAAUUAUGUUA
This is a messenger RNA of Nicotiana tabacum (common tobacco), 1366 nucleotides long. Its product is annotated as GDSL esterase/lipase At1g29670-like. Gene Ontology annotation, molecular function: hydrolase activity, acting on ester bonds. The record is from RefSeq and is a predicted model, not a curated record. Lineage: Eukaryota; Viridiplantae; Streptophyta; Magnoliopsida; Solanales; Solanaceae.